UGGUGCAUUAACACGCGCCGCUUUUCACCUCGAAAAUUCGUGCUAAAAUCAACACAAAAAAGAAAAGUGGAAAACUUCGCGUAACACAGCGAGAACAACAACGUGCGGUGUUGUGAGCUUGCCGCAAAAAUCAAAUGAAAGUCCAACCGCAAAGUAAAGCCAAGAGAAAGUCGACAAAAGUGGCAAUAUGCAGUGCGUGUGCAUAGAAAAACCAGAUAUACAGCGGCCACAGGGUAAAGUACUUUGGACAAGUGAAAAAUCCCCCAAGCGCCAGUGAAAAUCGAAGGAAAAACCAACACAGCAUACGCAGAGAAAAUCACUGGAAAAACGGACAAAAUGUUUGGCAGCCAAAGUGGCUGCCUUUGAGGCUGAGUGAGUGGCUCAAGCACGAAGACCUUUUUUAAGACAAAAGCCUAGAGAAACUAAAGAAAAACUUCGAAAUAUUACGAGAAUCUUCUUAUAUUUGAAAUAUUUUCGAAUUCAAAUUUAAAUAACUUUAUUCUUAAUAAAAUAAUUGAUAAUUAAUUACAUAAUAGUAAACAAAGCUCAAAUAGACUGAAAUAGAGUCCAAAUAUAUUACGAAAGUAAAAUGCAAUUAAUUCAACAUAUCAUAUAAAUUAAUUAGAACAAAUUGCAUUUAAGUUAUUAACAAAAAACCAAAACAAGCGUAUAAUAAUUAUACAAAACAAAGGGCAGGAAAACCAAUGAACAAAAGUCAAAAAAUAAACACGGAAAAAAGGCGAGAAUUAAGUGAACCAAAAUAAAAAAGAGAUCAAAGUGCGAAAAUUGUGUGGUGGCUCCAUCGCGAAGAACCAGUAACCCCUAUAAUACUGUAUAAUUCCAUUUCUUUCAAACUCGCCGUUUAGUUCGCGUUCCAAUUAAACUCAAUAAAAUAUCAUUUUAAAUCCAACAGCCAGAAGAACGGCGACACAAAUGGAUCAUCAAUCGUAGAGGCAGCCGAAAAGAAAUCAAGAUCGUCGAGUGUCUAUGAGGACAGCUGAAAGUAUUUUGUUUUUUUUUUUUGGGGCGUGGCUCCAGCUGCCCCACGCCCACGCACGCCCACGGGAGCAAGUGAGACAAGGCGAUCAGUGCGACCGAGAGGGCGAGACAGAUGUGCGAGCGGCGGUGAGUGAGCGGACUCGGUUUCCGGUUUCCGGGGGGUUGAGAAGGUGGUGAAGGCGCAGAAGGACGCAGGACGAAGACCAUGGAUUGGACCCGGUGGCAAAUGGCCAGAGAAAGAGCUGGCAACCCUGGACAAGUCAGGAACAACCCUGGGCGCAAGGAUUGCGAUCGCGAGACCCGAUUGGAGUGGUUGCCCAUUUGAUUCGUUGCGGCUUCACACCCGAGCGACCGCAGCACAGCACAGCAAAAGCAACAAAGCGACGAGCAAUUUGUACAAGCAUUUGUACCAACAAAACUCUAGCACGCAGGCGAGCAGGAAAGCAGGCUGGCAAAAAGGAAGCACGCGAGGCAAAGCGAGACAAAGCAAAGCGGAAGCAGACACCAAGCAGAAGGAAAAGCAAGCUUGCAAGGUUACCAAAAGCAAAAAAAGAAAAAAGCUCGCUUGCUAGCCAAGAGAAUUGAAAAGCAGAUCAGCAAGCUGGCUAUGUAAGAUAAAAAGCAUGCUUUGUCUUCAGCAAUGCAUGUUAAGCUAUAAAAAAGCAUAAAAAAAGAAGAAAGCGAGACAAAUUUAAGAGAGCGUAGAAGCUAAAGGAGCAGAAUAAAAGCAAGCAAGCUGGAUUGAACAAAAACCAAGAAAGCGAAGCAGGAACGCCAGCUAACAAGCAAGCCGGAAAUCAAGAAGUCCAGGGAGAAGGGGACGCCGACCACUUCUAAGCAGUUGCGUGACCCGCGCGUUUUGCACAAUAAACAGCGUAAUUGCUCAUAAAGCGACUGCUGUGAAUGACCCGCACGCCGGACUAGCCAACCGUUUACGGCAAUUAGAAGCCGGUCCGGAGGAGGAGGUGACAAGCUAUUAGGCGGGCGGGGGGCGAAGGGCCCCCCAACCACGGAUGUAUAAGCCGGACACGCUCACGCGCCGCGGCAGCCUGAGAUCCCUGCGCAGCGCCCCGCUCCUAAGCACCGUGCUCGAAAGCACGCUUUCGUUGACCCGCAUCCACCCGAUCGCCUCCUUGGAGCUGCCCGGCCUCGACUAUGCGGUCCAUUCGCAGUCGGCCUUCGGCGCCUACGGGCUGGCCCAUCCCCGGGAUCUAGCCACCUGCACCUCGUUGCGCAGCGGCCUCGCGGCGAUCACCGCGGCCUCCGCCUCCGCCGCCGGCGGAGUCUCCCAGUCGCAAAGCGCUCUCCUCGGGCGGUACGGCCCCAACGCCUCGAUUCGCCACGGAGAGCGAAAGAUUGUCCAGCCGAAACGGGUUCUAUCACGCAAACUAAAGCCACAUCUUGUUGCGGACACCGUUAAGCAGUAUAUAAGUCGGGCCCAACGCACAACCAAAAAGGGUUCUCAAGAGCAGCAAAAUAUGGAGUUUUUACGCGGCGUCUAUGCGUUUAUGCAAGUGAGUAGAUCAUCGGUGUCUCAUGUCAAAAUCGAUUCACCUGUUUUUCGCCUGCACACCAACGCAACGGUUAUAUUACUGAUCACAUUCUCGAUUGCUGUGACGACGCGGCAGUACGUAGGAAAUCCCAUAGACUGUGUACAUACAAGAGACAUUCCCGAAGAUGUUCUCAACACAUAUUGUUGGAUACACUCAACGUAUACAGUGGUCGAUGCGUUUAUGAAAAAGCAAGGUUCCGAGGUGCCUUUUCCCGGAGUUCACAAUUCACAGGGCCGCGGGCCUCUAACAAUAAAGCACACAAAAUAUUAUCAAUGGGUAGCGUUUACACUAUUUUUUCAGGCAAUCUUAUUUUAUACACCAAGAUGGCUGUGGAAAUCUUGGGAGGGUGGCAAGAUUCAUGCGCUCAUCAUGGACUUAGACAUAGGCAUUUGUUCCGAAGCCGAGAAAAAACAAAAAAAGAAAUUACUUUUAGAUUAUUUGUGGGAAAAUUUAAGAUAUCACAAUUGGUGGGCGUACAGAUAUUACGUGUGUGAGCUGCUCGCCCUUAUAAAUGUGAUAGGUCAAAUGUUUCUUAUGAAUCGAUUUUUCGAUGGCGAAUUUAUGACAUUUGGCCUGGAAGUGAUAGAUUAUAUGGAGACCGAUCAGGAAGAUCGCAUGGAUCCGAUGAUUUACAUAUUUCCCAGAAUGACCAAAUGUACAUUUUUUAAAUAUGGUUCAAGUGGGGAGGUGGAGAAACACGACGCCAUUUGCAUUUUACCAUUAAACGUUGUUAAUGAGAAGAUUUACAUUUUCCUUUGGUUUUGGUUUAUAUUAUUAACGUUUCUCACAUUAUUAACGCUAAUAUACAGGGUGGUGAUUAUAUUCUCUCCUCGAAUGAGGGUCUACUUAUUUCGUAUGCGAUUUAGGUUAGUGCGUCGUGACGCUAUUGAAAUAAUCGUUCGUCGUUCGAAGAUGGGCGAUUGGUUUUUGUUGUAUUUACUAGGUGAAAACAUAGAUACAGUUAUAUUUCGUGAUGUUGUACAGGACUUAGCGAAUCGUUUAGGACAUAACCAACACCACAGGGUGCCUGGCUUAAAAGGUGAAAUACAGGAUGCAUGAUAUUGGGAGUAUUAGAAGCAAUACAAAAUGCAAUUUGUCGUCUCCAUUUGAAAACCAUCGAAAUCAACAACAACAAGAACAAGACUAAGAAAGAAAAAUUACAACCACAAUGGAAUCUAGAGAUCUUCGCAGCAGCCGCUUCAUAACAAACUCAACACACCGCUAAAAAAUCUUUAAAAAACGUAUCUCAAAAAUACAACCAAAAAAACUAUCGUCAGCUCGCAGUCAGUCAUAAAUCAGCAUUUACAACCAUGAUCGAUAGUCGAUUGAAACACACCCAAAAACCACAGGGCAUAGAACCACAAAAGAAGUACAGAACCAAAUGGAAGCGGAAUGAAAGCAGAAGGAAAAUGGAAGAAAAUAGGAAAACAUCAAAACAGCCACGCAACGAGAGGAAUUUGGAAACAAAAUCAAUGUCAAUCAAUUAAUGUAACGAAAAUAAGUAAAUGGAUAAUGGAUAAUCGGAGGAGAGAGAACGGAAGUCCUGCGACUUCCGGACAGGACUCCCAGGCCGGUGGCAAGUAGCGCCUGCCGUCGGCCAGGGGUCACAAGGUCACAAGUCACAAGGGAUCGCUUGGGAAAUCAGCGAUCGGCGACCCAUAGAACAGUUGCCCAAAGGACAAGGUCAAAGUGUGAGGAGAACAGCAACAAUGGACAGCACCGGAAACGGACAGACACGCACACACACACAGACGACGCAACACUCACACACAACCACGCUUAUAGCGACAUCACUCAUACGCCCCGUAGAACACACCGCACUUUGCUUGUCAUGCAGCGUUAACUAAACCAAACAUCAACAAAGUCGAGACGACGCCCGCGGAAAAUUGCAUUUCUGUAUUAACCCCAAUGAGAAAUCGAAAACGUAGAAGAAGAAGAUGAGAAGAAAAACGAGAAAAUCGAUGAUCAGCAUCACUUUCACCGAGGAAAAGCAGGAGCAGCCACUUAAACGAGACGCUACAGCUACAACAACUCGAAAGAACAACAGUAACAACAACAAAAGCGGCAAAUGAAAGUCAAGAAAAUCGCAAGUGGAAAUCGCAGAGAGGAGUAACAGUUUAAUUAAAUUAAAUUCAAUUCAAUUAAAUUACUUAUUACAAUGAUAUCUUGAAGUGUUCAUGUAUUCGAAUGUAGGUUAACUAAGUCAAGCAUACAAAUAAUUCUACAUAUAUGUAUAAUAUAUAUAUUAUAUAUAUAUAUAAACAAUUUUUUUUUCUAACUCUAAGCAUUUGUAUUACCCGCUAAACAAAUGAACAACAAAACAAAAGAAAACAAAAACGAAAAGAAACGACAAAAAAACAAUGAAAAAUCAACCAAAAAAAGGCAAACUGAAAACAGAAUUUUUUGUAUACAGAAAUGAAAGAAAAUUAAAAACCAAAAUGAGCAGAUAGAGAGUAAUAAGAAAGAAAAAACAAAGGCCGAGGAGUAACGAACAGAAAAUAUCAGUAAAUAUCAAAGAAAGUUCAGAAAAUACCAUACCGAAUACCGAAAAACCGAAACAAAAGAUACAUUUACAUAGUUUAAUUAGAAGAAACUAUAGCGCGCAUCACAUUAUAUAACCGAAAAACCGAAAAACUGAAAACCGACCGAACAGAACUCAACUCCCAACUCACAAAGACAAACGGAAACGGAAAUGUUUUAAGCUCACACACACACACACACACACACACACCACACACACGUAUACAGCAUGUAAAGCAUAUAUAAAUAUAUAUAACUAUCAAUCGAUCGUUUAGCAAAAGAGAGCAGCCAACAUUCGCAGCAUAAAUCAAUUAACUCCACUAAUAAUAGAGCAUACUCAACUCUCUCUCUCUACAAAAAUACGCCUAGUACUCAAGCGGAAAAUGCGAAAAUUCCCCAGGAAAAUCGGGCGGAACACUAACGCUUUGCCACAUGAUUCAAAUGUAAACAUAACGAUAAUAAUACUAUUAUACCGCUAGCGAAUAAAGUCCCAAAAAUGAGGGUUCAGCUCAGGAGUUCGACAAUUCCCCUAAAGUCAGUAUGUACGUGUAGGCAUUGCAGGUGGCCGCCCCGCAUUGAGACCUUCCUAUAGGAGUAGGAGAAACCCCUCCGAAAGUUAGUCUUCACCCAUCCAUGAGUUCAUCAUGUGCUACAAAUCGUAAUAUCCGUCCAGAAAACCUUUUGAAGCGCGCCUCCCUUCUAUACUUUCUAUAUCCGCUGGGAGAUCCCAUCCUGAUUCCGAUCUCUCUCUCUCUCUUUUGGAAACCCGAUCCUUGAUCUGGGUUCCAAGCGACUUCCGUAUCCCCCAAGAAAAGGACCAAAGAACCAGUCACCCCCACGCAUUUUCCACAUCUCUCAAAGGACGACCAACAAAAUAAGUACACAGCCAGAAAAAGCCAAGCCAGAGAUGCAAAUCUAACAACAAAUGUCACUGCCAACAAAACCAGUUAAAGUAAAAUCAAGUUAAAAUAGUUAAAGACCGUAUAUGAAAAAAAAACUAAAUGGGAGAGGGUCUAGAAUGGAGGGUUUUUCUCGCGGGGCUGAGCCUGCAAUGCCUAAAGUACACCAAAAAGCGAAAGGAAUUUACCCCCGAAGAUUGUUCCUUGUCACGAAAAAUCAGGAAUUGCCGGUAUGGACCUGCUCAACCUCUCACUCCUUUCGGGAAUUACUUUCGGAUUUCGGACUUGGGAUUUAGAAUCAUCUAAUUUGAGUGCUUUUUUCCGUCUACUCACACUACUCAGCAUACUCAAGACGCAUUACGAUUUAGAGGGAGGAGGAGAAGAAGGUGGGGGCAAUGUUGAAGCGAAAAAACAAUAAAUGUAACAAUAAAUGGUAAUAAGUAAUUUUAGCGUACUUUUUUUUAACAGCUUAUAGCCAACUAAGUGAAGUAAUUGUAAUUCUAGUUCAAACUGAACCAUUUUUGUCUGCGUUUUUUUUUUCUUCGUGGAUUCGUAGGUUAAGUCACACACACAUACAGAUACAGAUACAACCACACGUAAAACACAACCAAAACCACAAACAGUAAACGAAAAGCAAAUGUAUAAAUAUCGAGUAUACUUACACUGUAAUUAUAGGGGGGCGAAAUAAGAAGGAAUACCAUACCAAAACGUAAGCAUAUUACAAGGAAAUUGCCAUUAGUCGAUAGUGUUAAAGCGAUACGUAUAUGAUCUACAAUGCUAGGCUAAUGAAAAACCAAAAAAAGAAACGAAAAGGAGGAAGGAAUAUUAGUGUAGCUCAAGAUGGAAUCUCUCGUAUCUCGUAACUCGUAACUCCAACUAAAAGCAAUUGUAAAAUAUCGUAACAGGUCUAGGGGCGAUCAAACAAACAAACAAAAGCAAAAGCAAAUGCAAAUGCAAACGAACAAAAAAAGCAAGACUUUAUUUUUCAAAGUGUUUGCCGCAAUAUAUAAAAUGUACUAGCUGAAUCUAGAGGUUAAGAAGGACAUUUCAUAGACGCAAUCCUAGAAGCAAUAAGCACAGGCGGAAACGGAAAUGAAAAUGAAAGCAGGAACGAAAGCGGAAGCGGAAACAGGCAUCGAUGACUUUUCACCACGUUUCAACACCUCCGGUACAGUUCUGUCCACUUUUCACCACACAGCACGGCACUUCUCCCUCCCUCUCUCUCUCACACCCUCUUAUCCCGUCUCUUUUACACUAAUCUUUAAACUAUUUCCAAACUUAACAGCCUGUUUCCACUACAAUCAUCUUAUGUCGAAAUUGUAUCAAAUGCAAAGUGUGAACAGUGCGAUUUUACUCACAAAGUCAGUGGAAACAGGCCAUCUCUCUUGUUCAUCCCAUUUUAAACAUCUGUAAAAUAUUGGAAAAUUCUGUUUCUUGCUUUUCAGUGACCCGGAAUCUCAGAAUAUGUGUUUGUCCUUUGUUUGUUCAUUUGCUUGUCAAUUUGUUUGUUUGUUUGUUGGCUUGUUCCCGGUCCGAAUUUAGUUUCUGCCAUAUUAUUUGUGUAUAAUUAUUAUGUAUUCUUUGGUGGCUAAGUUAAAGCUUAAGUUCUGUAACUUCUACCGUACUUUCUCACUCAUUUGUUCUUUCGUGCAAUAAAAACGAGACUUGUAUACAUAUCAUUGUUUAUUUGGUUUUAUUUUUGGGGUUGCCUUACAUAUUAUCCACUCACUUCCACCCACUCUUCCUCUCUCUCUCUAUCUUUAUCCCUGUCUCUGUCUAUCUUUCUCAGCACCAGCACAACAACAGCAAAACAAAAAAAAAACGAAGAAGAAAGUCAAUUUCUCACGGCUCAAAAACGCAAUAAAAAAUGAACCAAGAAAUCGAAUCGAACUAAAAGCAACAAUUAGUGAAGCAUAUUGGUGAAAUACUCGUAACUUAUAUUUUAAAUCGAAUUAGUGAGUGAUUAGCGCAACGGUAACGAUAAAAAUACAAUUUAGUUGAAUUCCCUAGCAGAAUCGAAUCGAAUCGAAUAGUGAGAACUUUUUAUUAGGAAGCGAAAGCAUUUUUUAAUUGUAUACUAAUCGAAUCAAAAUUGUAAAGAACAAAUAAACAAAUAUUGCAUACAAAUUGAAACUGCCAAUUCACAUUCUCAGACAAAUUUUUACGAAGCUAAAGCUAAAACCAAAACCUUACAACACCCAAUUAAUAGCACUAAGCGAAAAUAUACAAAAUUGCUGAAUAUUACAACCGACAAGCGAAACAUAAUCGAUAAAUCGUAAAAUCGAACUCGUAUCUAGAUCAAUAACUAUGCCCACGACUUUGACUUUGACGCUCCUUCGUUUCGUUUUUUCCGAUUUUCGAUAUCCGAUAGCCAAUACAUCCGAUAGUCAGUCGAUAGCCUAUAUCGGAUUGCGGCUCAGGCUUACUUUAGUCACUUAGCGUAUAUAUCAAUUUGUGUGUGUGUGAACAAAUAGCAGACAAUAAUUAGUGAAAGGAACUUUUUAGGCGAGAUCGAGGGUCCAGGACUGAAAUGCCGAGGGAAAGUUUUCCACUAUUCCUGGACUAAGGGGGCGUGGCUGGGGAUUUUUACAAGCAGCUAAUUUAUUGUCUUCCAACAUAGCAUAAAUGAUUCACUUUAGUCAAAAUACUGUGUUUGCCAGCUUAAGUGUGAGUUAGUUUUAAUUUGUUACUGUUAAUUUCCUUUACUGUUUGUUUAUUGUUUUUAUUAAAUUCUAUACUAAUGCCACGUCCCAUGAUCUCAAAGGCUUGAAAGUGAUAGAAAGAGAUUUAUUUCGUUGGUGGCCCAGAGUUCAGCAGCAAAGUUAGCGAGCAGCAUUUGAUGGAGUGUAUAGGAAACUGCCUUAAAGUGAUUUUCAAGUAAGACCGAUCGAUCAACCAGCAAACCGUGUAUAUAUAUUAUAUAGAGGCCGAGAGUCGAGUCGGUGAGCAUUUUUUUUACUAAAAGCAACUUACGAGUAAGCCUAACUUUUAACACAAGGACAACCCUUACACACGACCUGUACAUAGCCGACAUACAUACAUACAUACAUACAUACAUACAUACGAACACCCUGCAUAUAUAUAAAAAUAUAUAUAUACAAGCAUAUACCUAUAUAUAAAGUGUUUUAUAACGAAGUGGAUUAGUUGGUAACUGUAGAGCGAGACAUCUUUAGCAAAAUUACACCUAAGUUUUCCAGAUUCAGAUGACUUUUUAACCAGACAAAAGCGAACGGCAAAAAGCAGCAGGCUGGCAGGUAGACAAAUUAUGAAAUUAUAAUAUUAUGAAAUUAUAAAAUUACAUAGAAAAGCAGUCAGAGUAAGGAACUAUUUGUAUUUCAACUUGUUUUCCACGAGAUCCUAAGUUUAGUCAAACGUAAUGGAAUGUAAAUGAUAAAACGAAACAAACGUAUGUAAAAUAAUUGCAUAAAUAAUUUCAAAUAUAUUCGCCGAUUGCCUUCAACUAGAGGAAUUUUGAUUACACUUAAUAACGAAUACUAAAUAAUUAAUAAUAAUUAAAUAAUGCAUUGAGUAUUUAUACAAAACAAAAAGUAAAAACAACUAUAAAUAUAUGGAAAAUGGAAAAGUGGGUAGAGGAGCAGAAGGAGAAGAACAAACGCAGAAAGGCAGACGCAGACAGAGAACAACAAAUCUACACAAAAAUGAAAUUCAAAAAGAACUGAAGUAAAAACAAAGAUUUUAAAGCAGUAACAAAUGGCAAACAAAAGAGAACAAACGAAAAAAAAAUCAAGAUAAAGCAUUCAUAUUUGUACACUAAACCCGUUAAGGAGUACGCAACUUAUACACGCAAUAUUAGACUAAACCGACUUCGAUAACCGAUAAACGAUAGAUUUCCCCAGCCCCCAGCACAGAUGGCGAGGGUCCCCGUUCCCGCGGAGAGCCCCCGGUCUUCAGCUGCUUCAAAUUGAUUAUUAACUUUUUUGUUAACUAGAGACACUCGCACAUAUCCAAUGAAAGACGUCGAUUACUUUCCAUCCCCAUUCCUAUCGAAAGACCACCACCCCUAGAUACGCACACCCCCAAGAAUCGAAAGCGAAAUCGAUGGCAAAAUCGAGAUCACAACAACAAUUAUGAAUACAAUUACAAUGGCCACCACAACUACAGAUGCACAACCACUGGAGCGAAGGACAUGCGAAUUAAGAAAGCUGAUAUAGGAGCUGAAAGGAGUAGAUCGAAUCUAGUGAAUACUUUUAGGCAUUAAGCGUACUUCUAGUUUGUAUCUCUUAUAUACACACAGAUAUAUCUAGGUAUGUGGAUAUAGCAUAAUUAUACAGAUAUACAAACCUAUCGAUAACUCACAUACCGCAUACAACUAGCCAGUGGAAGUCGAAGUCGAGCGCAAAUCGCAGAUGAUCGAUAAUAAUCGAUCCAGGUCGAUAGAGGUCGAUAGAGGUGUAGAUCCGAUCUUUUUUUUGUACUAGUACUUGUAUGGUAAUUGCUAACGGUAUAUGGUAAAUGGUAAAAGGUAAAGGUAAACGGUAACGGUAAUGGACAUUUAACUAGUUAUAACGUGCAGUUAUCGUAAUUUAUGAUUAUCGAUUAUUGAGUCUUGAGUACGAUUAUUACGGAACGUUUAAUUUUGUUAAUACGAAAACAAAACGCGAGCAUGGUUAAUAAAGCUUUAAUUUGAAGCUAUAUAGGUAUAUAUAUACGCCCAUAUAUAUAUAUACCCACACACUUGACACCACACACACUCUGACACACUCACACACACACAAGGAAACGUCCUCAGUUUAUAAAUUUUCAAAUGAGUGACAUGGAAAACUUGAAACGAAACGAAAACGAAACGAAAACACGUAGGCAGUACGAAUUAGGUCUUAAGGCCCCCAUAUAAGUAACAUACAAUUAACAUUAUUAAACGAAUCAAUUUAUUAUUGAUGGCAAAUGGAAACGAUAGCGAUAGCGAUGACGAUAAGGAUAACGGUAAUGGUAGCGAGAGGGGAGAGCCAGGCAGGAUAGGAUAGGUCGGUGGCGCGGUCAUAUAGAUCACAUAUGCGAUCAUAUAUCCGAUAUCCGUCGAUAUAUGGCCGGUAUAUACGUAUAUAUACAUAUAUACAUAUAUGCACACGUGCCCCGGUCGCCAUACAUAUACACACACAUAUACUAUAUGCAUAAUACCAGUGACGAGAGUUUUUAGUCUAUACUAAUCGAAUCGAUCCGAUCGGAGGAGGAGAAGGAGAACGAGGAGGCAAAACAAAUAUAUAUACAAUACAUGGCAUACACUUAUAUGAAGCCCCUAUAUUGAGGAUAUAAACGUGAAUUUUUAGCAGACUAAGUAAUAAAUUAUACACUCUAACAGGCGGACAUAAUCGAACUACAUACACUCAAACACACACACACACACGAACACAGGGCGGUAUGCAGAUAUAUAUAUUAUAUACAUACGUCAGCAAUACGAAUAACAGUAAUAAUAAUACUAUGCAAUAAAGCGAGGAGGAGUGAGUACUAAGCGGAAACGGAAGUGGAGGCGAGAACACCUAACAUUUAAGACACUGAACAAAAAAUCGACUUGUAAAUAACACAAACACCCACAAACACACACACAGACAGACCGCAGACAGUCGCAUCAGUAUACAUACACCCACUCACACACAGCCACACACACUCACACAUUUUACGAUUAGUUAAUUUUACAAACUAAAAUUAUUGCAGCAGGCGCAUUACAUAAAAUGAAAUACAACUAAAAAAUGGCAGAACGAAACGAAAAUAAAACCAAAAAUCAUAUGCAUUAAAGGUAAAGUAAAGGCAAAGAGAAAGCAAAGCAAAAAUGAGAAAGUAAAGCGAAUGAGCCCAGUGGGUUGCAAAGGGGCGGGGGAACUCUCCACCCGAGCCACGCCCCCCGCCCUCGACACGCCCAAAAAAA
This is a messenger RNA of Drosophila suzukii, 11852 nucleotides long. NCBI's taxonomy places the organism in Eukaryota, Metazoa, Arthropoda, Insecta, Diptera, Drosophilidae. The record is from RefSeq and is a predicted model, not a curated record.